AUGAGCAUAUACGACCCGCUGGGACUCCUGAGCCACUACACGAUCCGAGCGAAGAUCAUUCUUCAGGGCCUAUGGCGUCUUAAGUUGCCAUGGGACGAGCCGAUCCCGGAAGAAGAAGCCGGACAAUUUAUGAGCUGGUUGGCACAGCUGGAAGAGGUCGCCCGGCUACGACUACCACGAUGCUACGAGAUGAAGAACCAUCAGCGCAUCGAGCUACAUAUCUUCUGCGACGCCAGCGAGCAAGCAUACGCGACGGUGGCCUACUGGAGGAUAGUGCGCUGCGACGGAAGCAUCGGGGUCACUCUGGUUGGCGCCAAGUCAAAGGUGGCGCCGCAGCGAACACAAACGAUCCCGCGACUGGAACUACAAGCCGCCGUCAUCGGAGUGAGGUUGGCCGACACGCUGAAAAAGGAACACCGCAUCAAGAUCGACAGUGUCACCUACUGGACGGACUCAGCGACGGUGAUACACUGGGUGCGGAACGACGCUCGGCGCUACACCCCAUUCGUGGCGCACAGGCUGAGCGAGAUCGCAGAGCUCACCCAGAAGGACGAAUGGCGAUGGCUCCCCACUACACACAACGUAGCCGACGACGCCACAAGAUGUCAUGGGACUACAAUCAGCGUGAACGACCGCUGGUUUCAGGGGCCAGACUUCUUAUACGAGUCACCGGAACACUGGCCCGCUGAACAGUCAUCGCACAUCGAGGAGGAAGACGUCCUUCACACUGGGACACGCGAUGGACAGAAGGAGGACUGGCUACCUGACCCUGGUCGAUUCUCCAAAUAUGAAACACUGAUCAGAGCGGCGGCACGGGUACUGGCAUUCAUCGACAUGUGCCGCAAGAAGACAAAGAACCUGGAAGUGGAGCACUUGGAACGCGCCGAACGAGCACUCCUGCAAAGAGCUCAGCGUGAGAGCUUUGGCGCUGAAAUAGAACGGAUCCAAGCAGGGCGCUCCAUUCCCAAGACAAGCCGCCUAUACAAGCUAGACCCGGAGCUACAAGAUGGGAUCCUGCGUGUUCGAGGUCGUAUCGGAGCCGCGACCGUUCCAGAACAUAUGAAGCGGCCAAUCAUCCUGGACGGCCGUCAUCACCUGACCAAGUUGCUGGUGCUGAGGGAACACUGCGCCGCCGGCCACGCCAACCGGGAGCGCGUGACCAACGACCUACGACAACGAUACUGGAUCAUACAUCUGCGACCAACAGUACGCGCUGUCGAGCAUGCCUGCGCACUCUGCAAAGUGCGGCGAGCCAUGCCGCGAGCACCAGCGACGGGGAAUCUACCGCAAGCCCGACUGGAACCAUUCCACCGCCCCUUCACGAACUGCGGAGUGGACUACUUCGGCCCAAUGAUGGUGAAGAUCGGACGACGACGAGAGAAGAGGUGGGGCGCGCUCUUCACAUGCCUCACCACGCGAGCUAUACAUGUCGAGCUCGCCGCCUCCCUCUCCACCGACUCGGCGCUAAUGGCGUUGCGGCGUAUGGCCGCACGCAGAGGAUGGCCCCGCGUCAUCUACUCGGACAACGCGACGAACUUUCGCGGAGCAGAUCACGAGCUGAAGGCCGCCUACAGGGAAUGGGCGCCCGCACUGCAACAAGAAGGGAUGCUGCACAGAACGGAGUGGCGGUUCAUCCCACCUGGAGCGCCUAACCAGGGAGGAGCUUGGGAACGCAUGGUGCGCUCAGUGAAGGCGGCACUAGGCGCUGUACUUAAGGAAAAGGCGCCACCGGAGGAAGUGCUACAGACGCUGCUAACGGAGGUGGAAUUCUCGGUCAACGCCCGCCCCCUCACUCAUGUCAGCGUGGACCCGAACGACCCGGAGGCCCUCACACCCAACCACUUUCUGUUGGGAGGAUCCAUGGGGCUGCCAACCACCGGACCAUGCGACGAAGCCGACCGACGAGCUUGGCGAGCAAGCCAGGCCCUCGCCGACCAUUUCUGGCAACGCUGGCUGAAGGAGUACCUGCCGACACUGGUACCUCGAGGCGAGCCUACGAACAACGACGCCGGGCUGAAAGAAGGAGACAUCGUAGUGGUAGUUGACCCGACACUGCCACGAAACGUCUGGCCAAUGGGGGAGGUGAUUCGGACCUUCAUCGGACCUGACGGCGGGAUACGAGUCGCCGACGUCAGAACCAGAACGGGAAUCUUCAGGAGACCAACGAGGAAGCUCGCCGUGCUGAUCAAGAAGGAGGCUUCGCAAGCUACGCCGGGGGGAGAGAUGUAG
Messenger RNA from Pectinophora gossypiella (pink bollworm), 2229 nucleotides. RefSeq lists its product as uncharacterized. The transcript has a single exon. Bases 1 to 2229 code for a protein of 742 amino acids. NCBI's taxonomy places the organism in Eukaryota, Metazoa, Arthropoda, Insecta, Lepidoptera, Gelechiidae. Gene Ontology annotation, molecular function: nucleic acid binding. Gene Ontology annotation, biological process: DNA integration. The record is from RefSeq and is a predicted model, not a curated record.